CCCCCUUUGACCCGUGACGUCACGCAGACUGCUGGGACGGACCGGCGGCAGGCAGACUACACCAGCUGUUGGUAUGACAUCUAUUCCCAGGAAGAGACACAGGACCGGUGACUCAGGCAUGGCUCCCCCUGUUAAGGCCCGUACUCGUGCUAUGUCCUCGGGCAGUACUGGGGAUGAGUAUUUUAUACAGGACCAGCAGCUUCAUGCUGCUAAUGCUACUACAACAGUGGAGCAUAUGUGUCUGUUGGACAUAGAUUCCAACCCAUCCAUGGUACGCAACUCUGGCAUCAUAUGUACUAUAGGCCCAGCUUCCAAAGAAGUGCCGACCCUUGUGGAGAUGAUGAAGGCUGGCAUGAACAUUGCCCGACUCAACUUUUCCCAUGGAUCCCAUGAGUACCAUGCAGGCACCAUCGCCAAUGUUCGUGAGGCAGAGAAACUGCUGAAGCCUUUCCGUCCCAUCGCUAUCGCACUGGACACCAAAGGCCCUGAGAUCCGCACUGGACUUAUCGCAGGAAGUGGUACUGGGGAGGUGGAGCUUCAGACAGGCCAUGAGAUCAAACUCACCACCAACAGUGAUUACUACGAGAAGUGUGAUGACAAGACUCUGUACGUGGACUACAAGAACAUUGUCAAGGUCAUGGAGAAGGGCGGGCAGGUCUACAUCGACGAUGGGCUCAUCCAGGUCACAGUCAAGGACAAGGGGGAAGACUACCUUCAGUGUGUGAUAGACAAUGGAGGAACCCUGGGGAGCAGGAAGGGAGUCAACCUGCCCAGAGUCGCUGUGGACCUACCCGCUGUCUCUGACAAGGACAAGGGAGAUCUACUGUUCGGGGUGCAGCAAGAGGUGGACAUGGUGUUUGCCUCCUUCAUCCGGAAAGCGGCAGACGUGCAUGCCGUACGGGAGGUACUGGGGGAGAAGGGCAAGAACAUCAAGAUCAUCAGCAAACUGGAGAACCAUGAGGGGGUCCGCAGGUUUGAUGAGAUUCUGGAGGCUAGUGAUGGCAUCAUGGUUGCCCGGGGUGACCUGGGUAUUGAGAUCCCGGCUGAGAAGGUCUUCAUCGCUCAGAAGAUGAUGAUUGGUCGCUGUAACAGGAUCGGCAAGCCUGUCAUCUGUGCUACUCAGAUGUUGGAGAGUAUGAUUGGGAAGCCCCGCCCCACCCGUGCAGAGGGCAGUGAUGUCGCCAAUGCUGUCCUGGACGGAGCUGACUGUGUCAUGCUGUCAGGGGAGACAGCAAAGGGGCUGUACCCUGUACCCAGUGUGAAGAUGAUGCAUGCUAUUUCGCGUGAAGCGGAGUCGGCGAUGUUCCACCGGCAGGUGUUUGAGGAACUGCGGCGUGAGAUCCUGUGGGAGGCCAGCGACCCCACCCAGUCAGCCGCUGUCGCUGCUGUCCAGGCCAGCUUCAGCUGUCAGGCAGCUGCCAUCAUUGUGGUCACCAGGUCUGGCAAAUCUGCGGCAGACCUGUCCCACUUCCGGCCGCGCUGUCCCAUCCUGGCCGUCACACGUGAGGCGCAGGUGGCACGACAGAUGCACCUGUGGCGAGGAAUUCACCCGCUCUGGUACCCCGAGACCCAGCGCAAGGACAACUGGGUGGAUGAUGUGGAGGCCAGGGUCACCUACUGUAUCGAGUACGCCCGACAACGCAAUUUCGUGAAAGUUGGGAACACUGUGGUCGUUCUGACUGGGUGGAUGCCAGGGUCAGGGCACAUCAACACCAUACGUUUGUUAACUGUUGAGGACUAGAUGAUGACCACAGAGUAAAACCCGUGGCUUUGUGAAGCCAGGUAACAAUGUGGUAGUGGUGACAGGCUGGCGGCCGGGUCCUGGCUUUACCAACACCCUGCGUAUUGUCCCAGUACAGUAAACAAAACAGCAGCUAAGAAACGGUGUAUACCUGAAGUACUGUCUAAUGUAUCAGUGUACAACUGUGUACCUACACAUGUACAUGUGUACCCAAGUAUAAGAAAAUUACCUGUACAACAAAAUUCUAUUACUACGCAUCUUCAAAAUGCAAAUAAUACAGUAACUAUAACAGCAUGUAUACCAGAGUUGUACAACGAUAUUUAUCAAAGCUAGUUGGGCGUCAAAGACAACUGUUACAUGUGUGUGUGUAUUGAACUGAGUUGUAGCUUUAGUUACUAUUUCAGUCUGUGAUACAAAAUAAGUAGAACACCAACAUGUAAGAAUGUUGCUGACGGAACAUACCAUUAGAUUUGGUAAGAGAAAAAAAGGAUACAUUUUGAGGUUUGCCUGCAGACUUUUGUUUGUAACACUUGAGUGUAACAAGGUUGACUUUCCCUGCUUACCCAUACAUAGUUUAAGAGCGGAAGGCAUGCCCACAGGUGAUGUGUUCCAUAGCUUGAAGCUGGUGGAUUAUUUUGUCAGUUUGCUUUUUCAUGUUUGCUGAAGAAAUAAAGCUGCUAAAAAU
Molecule: messenger RNA, 2426 nt
Organism: Branchiostoma belcheri (Belcher's lancelet)
Lineage: Eukaryota; Metazoa; Chordata; Leptocardii; Amphioxiformes; Branchiostomatidae
Product: pyruvate kinase PKM-like
Exons: 15
Coding region: 74-1741 (555 amino acids)
Biological process (GO): glycolytic process
Cellular component (GO): cytoplasm
Molecular function (GO): magnesium ion binding; pyruvate kinase activity; potassium ion binding
Source: RefSeq, a predicted model, not a curated record